Molecule: messenger RNA, 3162 nt
Organism: Labrus bergylta (ballan wrasse)
Lineage: Eukaryota; Metazoa; Chordata; Actinopteri; Labriformes; Labridae
Source: RefSeq, a predicted model, not a curated record
AUGGACCUAUGGAGAUAUGUUAACAUACAAAUUGAAACAUACUCGUUCCUGCAGGCUGUGACUGACCAGAGACUGAUCUAUGGUGGUAAACUGCUGCCCGACUAUCUACACAUCAAAGAUCUCUUCAGACAGACUGAUACGAGUCCCACAAUCCAUCUGGUGUGUCCUAUCCAGAAUCUACAACAAAGACCACUAGGAGCAAGACCAAAGACCAAAGCGACACAACUGCCACAACCCUCCAGCCCAAGGCCCGCGGCAGCCUCUGCUUCACCCAGUCCCAGCAGCCUGUCCUCCACAGACCAGACUCCCAGCACACCAGAACUGAGACAGAGGAGGCAGACAAGUCCAUCUUCACCUGCUGCUCCAGCCCACACACAUGCCCCAGUGUCUCCACCAGAAACGCCUACAUGGCCUGCUGCUGCAAUGGCCAGAUCAACUCAGAUCACCCAACCAGCCUUUCCCACCUACUCCCUGUACAGCCCUCAACAACUUCUGUGGCUGCAGCAUGUCUAUGCUAGACAGUAUUACAUGCAAUAUCAGGCAGCGUUGGCCGCUGCAGGGACCGUCCCUUCUGCACCAGCUCCAACAAUCGGCCAGUACCCUCCUGUUCACGCCCAACAUGUGCCAGUAGCAGCCCCCUUAGCCAAUCAAAACCCAAUCGACAACCUGCAAGCCAAUCAGAACCCAGCGCAAGAUGCAGCUUUCAUCAACCCUGGUGAGGCCAACCAGAACAUGCGGAUGAAUGCCCAGGGGGGGCCUGUCAUGGAGGACGAGGAGGAUAUGGAGCGUGAUUGGCUGGACUGGUUGUACACCGCUGCGAGAUUAGGUGUUCUGCUCAUGAUCGUGUACUUCAACUCCAACCUGAGUCGCUUUCUGCUGGUGAUGAGCACCCUCUUCCUCAUGUACCUACACACCGCUGGCUGGUUUCCCUUCAGAAGGCAAGGACAGGUCCAACAACCAAACCCCCCACAGCCCCCUGAGGUCCAGCACAAUCAGCAGAAUGAGAACAGGAACCAGAACCUAAACCCAGAUGACGAGCUUGCUGACAGACAACAUGAGGAACCAGCUCCUGCAGCAGACGGACAAGAACCGAUGACAGCAGUUUUAGUGCCUCCUCACAGGGUGUCAAUCAUGUGGACCACCUGGGUUUUCUUCAAAACGUUCUUCUCCUCUCUCCUACCUGAGGUUCCCCAGCGCAUGGCCAACUGAGCAUCGAAGCAGACUUUACAAAAAAAGAAGUAAUUCAGGGGAAGAAAUCUCUCUGGAUUAGAUGCUUGAAAAGCUGAUUGAUGCAGGAUGUCAGAGGCCAUAAACUCAAGAAUAAAGAAUAAGAAGAACAUCGGAUUGAUACUCCUCAACAAAGAACUUCAAGUUUGAACAGACUUCUGGACCGUGUGGUAUUGAUUGUGAUCAAACACAAUGAAAGCACCAGCACAAUAAAGCUGGGCCACAACACACCAUUACAUUUGAAAAAAUAUGGACUGAAAACAAAGUAAAACAAAAACCCUCAAAAUAUCAAACAGCACUUUUUACAAUAAGGAACUGUUCUUUUGGAUCCCUGCUCUGUGAUCAUACGUCUUAAGUAAAGCUACUGAAUGGUUUUCCUUGAUCAUAAAAUAACAAUAGAUGGCAGCAGAGGACUAAACAUGUACCCUCCAUGCUGCCACUGUAACGGCUGUGCCUGGAUCUUUCUUCCUGUGAAUCAGCCCAUCAAAGUAUUUGAAGAGAAUCUGAUCCAGCUCAGUUCUCUCACACUUGUAAGGAUUAUAUUCAUCAUGUUCAGUUGAAGUGUAAAUCUUCACACAGACCUGAUCCAGUUCUGUAUCAUCUUUCGACUAUCUGAAUCAAAAGAAUUACCAGGUAGAGAUCUUUUUCUCUUUUUCAUUACAAAUGCCUCUUCAUUUUAUUCAUAUUUGUUUUUACAGACUUUGCUUCAGUCUAAGGAAGCCUAGAAGGCCCAAGCAGAUUGAUUUUGACAGCGACUGUUUUGAUCUAAUGUUUUGGGUUUAUUGUCCUUUACCCUCCUUUUUAAAUAUCAGCUAGGUUAUUUGAAGACUUCACAAAAUUACCAUCACAUUACCAAAAUCACUUUAGUCAAAACUAUAUUCAAGUUUUUUUUUUUCUAUUUCAGUCAUUCAAGUGAAGUUUGAAAUUAAGUUGCUCACAUUUCUUGUACAUCUAUUAUUAUCUCCGACACAGUCUCUACAUUGAGUUAAUUAUGUCAAUGUGAGCAGAGGUUGACUGUGACUACAACUUCAGUUUCCAAAUAAAUCUGGAAAAGUCAAACUUACAAAAUACUUAAAUGGCUAAAUUGAAAGUUACAUUCAGUUCUUUGCCAGUUCUAAUCGAGCAUCAUGUGGUGUUGUUACAAAAUACUAACACAGUGCCAACUUGUUGUUUGCAUCACAAAGCACUUUAGCUUGUAUAUAAAUAAGGUUAGGGGUUUAUGAUUCUCCCUCAUGAUUGGUUCCUAAUGUAAACAAAAUAAUGGCAUGAGGGCUCAGAGCUGUGAGUGGUGUUUUAGGGGGUUUGUUUGGUAGACGAGUCUUUAGGUUUAAAAGUCAAUUUAACACUUAAGAAUUAAAUCUGUUUGGUUUAUUUCUAAUGUCAGAUAGCAUCUUUGAAAGGACAAAAAGAAUCAGCACAAGUUCACAUAUCCGCUGGCUUGUAGUCUUCUCUUUGCACCAAGGGAUCACAUUUUGAUAAUAUUUUGUAACAGGGCUUCACUUCAUUAAUUUAACAUUCCAAAUGAAUUCUGCGUAAUGAAGCUACCUCACAUCAUCGCAGCUGUAGCUAUCAUUUAAAGCAUUUAAACAUGAUGCAUUAUAACCGUCACUUUUUGCUUCAUUGUUGUCGACUCGAUUUCCUAAACAUAAGGACGUUCUGCUGCUGCUUGGGUCAAUGGACUUGUUCCAAUCACAUCAUGUUUUAUUGAUUUACUAGAGAGGGGAGAAGUCCCUGUCCUCGUGUUCUGCAUCAGUCCUGUUCUGACUUGGCUCACUGGCUCCCCUCGAGGAACAGAAGUCUGACAAUGGUCACCUUGUAUAUUAAAAACUGUAACGAUAGGCUCAUCUCACUAAGGGAGAUUAGCUUAUUGUGGGAUGUUGUAUAAUAAAGUGUGUUGAAGGAGACAUGCAAUAAAUGUUCUUUACUUUUACAGUU